Molecule: messenger RNA, 2776 nt
Organism: Glycine soja
Lineage: Eukaryota; Viridiplantae; Streptophyta; Magnoliopsida; Fabales; Fabaceae
Product: mitogen-activated protein kinase kinase kinase 5-like
Exons: 12
Coding region: 345-2453 (702 amino acids)
Biological process (GO): protein phosphorylation
Molecular function (GO): protein kinase activity; ATP binding
Source: RefSeq, a predicted model, not a curated record
GUCGAGCUUCUUCUGUUUAUACACUUUCCAAAUCCCAAUUGAAUUAACACUUACUAUUUAGAUAUAAAUGUUAGUCCCUAUUUGAGUUUCAGCUCCGUCCACGGAUAGAAAUAACGACUUCAACCGAAAGUCAAAGCCAUGGACAGAUCCUAACAUGGUUGGAAAAUAAAAUUAUUUGCACAACCAAAGUCCUAUAAAGAAACAACGUAGGUGUUUCCGAUGUUGUUUCUAUGGCUUUGCAUUGUUCUUCAUUCUACUACUUGGAAUGAAAUGAAUCCUUAAGUUUUACGUUUCACUUGAUAUGACCACUUUCAACAACAACAUCACCACUACCACUCUCUCAAAUGUCUCUUUCUCGCAAACCACUUUCUCCGUCGCCCUCGACCCCAGCCAAGCAAAUCGACGCCGGUGAUUUAGCUCCGGCACCGCGGUUGACCAGGCAGAGGAAGCUCCGGCACCUCACUCACCAAGACAUUGGCUUCUUCCAUUCCGACGAGUCUUCGUUUCUUCCCGGUUUGCCGGAGUUUCGCUCCCACGCCGGUUCCGACCACCGGUCUUUCUCUGCUCUGCCGCAACCGCUGCCGCUUCCCGAAGCGCCGUUGACCCGUCGAGCAAAAUCAAUCAGCUCCAGUUCCGUAAAUCGUCGUCGCCUUUCAUCUUCGUUAGAACAACAUGGCUUUGCUAUUUCGAGGAGCACAGUGUAUCAAGAAGCAGUGGCACGUACAAAACCUACACUUAAUUUGGAUAAAUCCUGCUUGGAUUCUACUCUUGCAAAUGCAAAUUACAAUCUGAGAGAGCAUACUCCCGCAGCAAGUUUCUUGACAGGCAAUAGUUCAUGGAAAAACCGCAGAGCAGUGUCUCAUGAUGAUGAUUCUGAAGGUAAUUCCCACUUGAAGUAUGGUGUUGCUGCCAAGCCCAAGAGUGCCCCAACAAGUGUACUCACUAGUCCUGAUACUAGUCCAUGUAGAUCAAGCAAUGUAGAUUUCUUUGAUCCUACCGCCAACUUCUCUUUGGAAGUUAAUGACAAAUCAAAAAUGUUAUCAGCUAAAACUGUUCAUAGUCCAGACCAAUUUUCUAUUCAUUGCCCUCUAAGCCUCACUCGUUACUUCAAUCCUAAGAUUGAGGAAGGAUCUCAAAACCAUAAAUUUUUGUCCAGGGUGUGCCCUGAAAAUAACCUUCUUGAUUCACAUCCCUUACCCCUUCCUCCUAGAGCUUCAUCACCAGAACAAUUAUCUGUUGUGCUGCAUCAAUCAAGUACCAUGAACCAAUCAAGUAUCAUGCAUCACGCUACUGAAAAUCUGCCUUCAGUGAAAGGUCGAUGGCAGAAAGGAAAACUUAUUGGACGUGGUACCUUUGGAAGUGUUUUUCAUGCAACCAACAUAGAAACUGGAGCCUCGUGUGCAAUGAAAGAGGUCAAUUUAAUUCAUGAUGAUCCUACAUCUGCCGAGUGCAUUAAACAGCUGGAACAGGAAAUCAAAAUUCUCCGUCAACUACACCAUCCCAACAUUGUGCAGUAUUAUGGAAGUGAAACAGUUGGCGAUCAUUUGUACAUAUAUAUGGAGUAUGUCUACCCGGGAUCAAUCAGUAAAUUUAUGCGUGAACAUUGUGGAGCUAUGACAGAAUCUGUGGUUUGCAAUUUUACAAGGCAUAUUCUCUCGGGAUUAGCUUACUUACAUAGUAACAAAACCAUCCACAGAGAUAUCAAAGGUGCAAACUUGCUGGUCAAUGAAUCAGGCACUGUCAAGCUUGCAGAUUUUGGGCUGGCGAAAAUACUAAUGGGGAAUUCAUAUGAUCUUUCUUUUAAGGGUAGUCCUUAUUGGAUGGCUCCAGAGGUCGUGAAAGGUUCCAUAAAGAACGAAUCCAAUCCUGAUGUUGUCAUGGCCAUUGAUAUAUGGAGUUUAGGGUGCACCAUUCUAGAAAUGUUGACAGGGAAACCUCCUUGGAGUGAAGUUGAAGGGCCUUCAGCCAUGUUCAAGGUACUACAAGAGUCUCCGCCUAUACCCGAAACUUUAUCUUCAGUGGGAAAGGAUUUCCUCCAGCAGUGUUUCCAAAGGGACCCUGCAGAUCGACCAUCUGCAGCAACGCUUCUUAAGCAUGCCUUUGUGCAGAAUUUGCAUGAUCAACAUGUUCUAGUUCAUUCACAAUCCUAUCCAAGAGGAGACCUAGGACCAGGAGGUAAUUCAGCUAGUCCUAGAGACACUACCAAAAAUAGACGUGGCAUAAUGCAAGCCUCCAUUAGCACACGGAUUUUUAACAAUAUUCAGAAAUUAAUCGGCGAUACUUCCGAACAAAGCAAUGCUAAGGAGUCUAAUCAUAUUAUACCUUAUCUUCACUCUCAUGUUCCAGAAGUGAAAAUUCUUCAAUCUCCAUUGGAAUCUGGUACCCUCAAUUUCAUGUCUGUUGCAAAUUCCAAAAACAUUUCCUCCGUCAUGAGAAUGAUCACGAACUUCUGAAGUAUGCCAUCAUGCUUAAAAUUGGAGGGAUGCAGCUAGAAAAUUGGCUGCUGAAUGAAUUUUGCAAAAAUUCAACUGCAGAAUUAAUAUUGCAGGGAUUUAGAAGCUGGCCAUCCAUGAAGUUAGAAAUUUUACUUGUUUAAUAUACUCAAAGAUUGCGAGGUAAAAGAUGUGAUAAAAUUCAUAUUGGUUUGUUGUAACUAGUAAGUACUAAUUUUUUGUACAUGAUGAUAAAAUUCAUAUUACUUGUACUCUGCCAAGAAAUUCACAUGUAAAUAUACGAUAAUAUAAAUUAUACAAUUUUGGUAAACCAUUUUUUUUUA